AUGUGCCGAGCUGCAUCAAGCGAAGACAAUAAGUCAAUAUCCAGUACAGGUACGUUAGCCGUUAUUCGUCUUCAGUAUGGGAACUUAGCGAAAACAUGGACCCGAGUAGUUAUCGAGGGUAGACCAGAUCCAGCACACGCACAGGUACUGCUAGCAUUCACCACUUGUCGCAUGGCAUCAGCACGGUACGCUCAGGUCUAUCUCAUUGACCAUGGUACGCGACAACUUGUGAAUGCAAGGAGCUUAUGCGAAAUGCCAAUUGAAUUACUCCGUUUCCCACGUGAGUGUAUGAGAAGAGAAAGUACUCCUUUUCUUAACUAUCCUUUUUAG
Messenger RNA from Strongylus vulgaris, 330 nucleotides. The record is from the annotation of a GenBank genome assembly. Lineage: Eukaryota; Metazoa; Nematoda; Chromadorea; Rhabditida; Strongylidae.